AUGGCAUCGACGUCAGACGUGCACCACGGCUCUUCUCCGGUUCCGACGCUGCCUCAGCCGCAUGAAAGCAAUCGUGCCCAUAUGUCCUCACUUUCCUCAUCAUCUUCCAUAUCCGACGCGGAAAACGAUCGCAGAGGCCGCUCCGAACGCCCUCGUAUGGCUAGCCGGAAACCAAGUGCCUCAAUAUUAGUACCACGGGACCAUCCCGAGAUUGAAAUCGAAGAAGAAGAAUUUCCCCCCGACGACGCGCGCGCUAUGAGUCCCCGACGUAACUCCGCAGACCUUGAGCGGCUGGGCAAGGAGGCCAGGCAAACACUCCAGGAACAAGCCAAGGCCCUUCAGUCAUCUCUCCAGGCUUUAGCGGAACGCAUUGACGCAGUCAAGUCAGAUCAUGACAAGCUCGAAAACGAGAAUCGAUUCUUACAAGACUACAUUGGAGGAUUGACUCGGAACAUGAAGAGUGAAAUGUCAAGAUCCAGUACCACCAAGGUCAAGAAGUCGCACAAAUAA
Messenger RNA from Aspergillus calidoustus, 510 nucleotides. The record is from the annotation of a GenBank genome assembly. Lineage: Eukaryota; Fungi; Ascomycota; Eurotiomycetes; Eurotiales; Aspergillaceae.